Molecule: messenger RNA, 1616 nt
Organism: Fukomys damarensis (Damara mole-rat)
Lineage: Eukaryota; Metazoa; Chordata; Mammalia; Rodentia; Bathyergidae
Gene: Xkr5
Product: XK related 5
Exons: 8
Coding region: 123-1616 (497 amino acids)
Biological process (GO): phosphatidylserine exposure on apoptotic cell surface; engulfment of apoptotic cell; apoptotic process involved in development
Cellular component (GO): plasma membrane
Source: RefSeq, a predicted model, not a curated record
CACGCACGGUCUCCCCUCCCACCUCUCAUCCAGCCUGUCCCCUCCGGCCACUAGUGCCUCUGCUGCUCAGUCAUCUUUUCUUUAGCUGCCGCGGGUGGCAGUUGUCUGUCUGGCUUCCCGUGAUGUCCUCCGGAUCGUUCUCCUGCGAAGCCCAGGAUUCCAUUUGCCUCGGCUCUGUGGCUUACUUCUUAGCCACAGGACAGCGCCUCUGGGCAUGGCUGGCCCUCUGCACCCUGCUGCCUGGCCUCUUGGUCCAGGGCCUGAGCUACCUGUGGUUCCCGGCAGACAGGCAUCAGAGCCGCCACUGGCUGCUGGGGCUGCACCUGCUGCAGCUCGGCAUCUGGAAGCGGCACUGGGAUGCCUGGGCCGCACUUCGGAGGGGCAGGCAAGAACCCGGCCUGGGCCAGCUGCAGCUGCAGGCGGCCGAUCUGGCAGGGCUCCGGCUCCUGGAAGGCCUGCUGCAGAGCGCCCCCCACCUGCUGCUGCUGACCUACGUCACUCUGGCCUCAGGCUUCACGGACGCUGUGCCAGGGGUCAGUGCCCUGCUGUCCUGGUCCUCGCUGUCCUGGGCCCUCGUGUCUUACACCUGUGUCCUCGAUGUCAUGAGGCCGAGUCACCGAGCCGUGCCAUGGGCUGCCCUCCUCUGCCAGCAGCUGUGGCGCAUGGGCAUGCUGGGGGCCCGCGUCCUGAGCCUGGCUCUGUUCUGCAGAGCCUAUCACAUUUGGGUUCUGGUGGUCGGAGGCACCCACUGGCUGGGGAUGACAUUCUGGCUCGUGGCCCAGCAGAGUGACAUCGUGUACAGCACCUGCCACUGGCGGCUCUUCACCCUGCUGGUGGGCGCCGUGUACAUCCUCUGCUACCUGAACUUCUGGGACAGCCCUUCCAGAGACAGGAUGGCCUGCUUCUACCUGGUCAUGCUGCUGGAAAACACCCUCCUGCUGCUGCUGGCCACAGACUUCACCCAGGGGGCAUCGUGGGCCGGACUGUGCACCGUGGCCGGGGUGCUGGCUGGAUUUCUGACUGGCAGUGUCUCACUGGUGAUUUAUUAUAGCCUGCUGCACCCGGAGUCCGCAAACAUCCGGCAGGGCUUAGCGGCCAAGUGCUGUGGACAGGCAGAGGGAGAUGCUCCAGCCUGGAAGAGGCCUGAGAGCCCAGGCUCGUGCCCUUCGGAGAGCUUAGAGCUGCCGAGUCUUGAGAAGGCCCCGAGCCUGGAGCAAGGCGCCGCAGGGGCACGGCCCGGGGGCCAGAGCCCAAGGGGUCUCUCUUUCCUCAGCCAGCACCACUGGCUGCUGUUAAAGCUGGCCCUGAAAACGGGAAACCUGUCUAAGAUCCACGCCGCCUUUGGGAACGAUGGUCCUUGCUGCUCUUGUCCCCCUGCGCCGGGCUCAGGCCACCUCUGGCCCCCGCUGCCCCCUCAAGCCCCGGCAGCCUUGGGGAAGGGCCCCGAGCCGGGGGCAGAGGUGGACUCGCGGGAGACCUCGAGCUACGUCUCUGCUAGCGAAGGCCAGGACGGGGCGCCUCCGCGGGGACUGGGACGGGAGGAAGCUGAGGCCGGCUUCAUCCGACCGCAGGCCGUGGCGCCCACGCUGCACCGCUACCCACAUCUGCGCCUCUGA